AUGAAUAUGUUUGGAUUAAACACACAAAAAUCCUAUCUCCCUUUUAUUCUUCUUGUAACUCUGUUACUCAUUUCAUAUUCAGCUCAAUCCAUUAGGUUUGAAUUAUCACAUGGCAAAGACGCAAGAUGUUUCUCCGAAGAUUUAAUCAAGAAUUCGAUGAUAGUUGGAAACUACUCAAUCGUCAAUCAUAACAAGGAUCAUCCUUUACCUCCUGACCACACUAUUGCUGUUCAGGUGUCUACGCAUGGGGUUACGAAUGCUAUAAUAUAUCGGGCAGAUAAUAUUCAAUUAGGGCAGUUUGCAUUUACGGCAUAUGAAACUGAACAGUACUUGAUGUGUUUCAUGGGUACAACUGAUGAUUCCAAUGUAAACUUGUCUAUUGAUCUUGAUAUGAGAACUGGAGUCACCACGUUGGGUUGGCCUAAUAUUGCAAAGAGAAGCAACGUUGAUAGAAUGGUACAUGAGGUACAAAAUUUACAUGAAACUGCAUUAUCUAUUCAAGAAGAGAUGUCUUAUCUUCUACAUCGAAAUACAGAAAUGCUAGAGCUCAAUUGGAUAACUGAUAAUAGAAUGUUCUUGUGGAUUUUUGUUUCGUAUUUUGUCACCUUCUCAGUAACAGGGUUACAACUAUGGCACUUGAGGACUUUUUUUCGGAAAAGGAAAUUGAUAUAG
Messenger RNA from Vicia faba (fava bean), 672 nucleotides. The record is from the annotation of a GenBank genome assembly. NCBI's taxonomy places the organism in Eukaryota, Viridiplantae, Streptophyta, Magnoliopsida, Fabales, Fabaceae.